AUGGCAUCCCGAGUUUCCGGCCGGAUGAGGAAGAUUUCGGAUGAGACCCAGCAGAUGGUGAAUGCAUGGCUGUCGGUGGAUUGGGACCCGGAGAGCCGCGAGCACGUCAAGGGGCUGGUGGCGGCGGGCAAAGAGGAGGAGCUCGUGGCGCACCUCGGCCGACGCAUCUCCUUCGGCACGGCCGGCCUGCGCGGCAAGAUGAAGUGGGGGUUCGCCUUCAUGAACGCCGUGACCGUCACCCAGGCCUCGCAGGGCCUCUGCGCCUACCUCCGCACGGUCCACCCGUGCCUGACAGACCUCAGGGAGCGGGGCGUCAUCGUCGGACACGACGGCCGCUACAACUCUCGCAUGUUCGCACGCCUCACCGCCGCCGUAUUCCUCUCGCGCAAGAUUAAGGUGCACCUGUUCAGGGACGACGUGCCGACGCCGUUGGUGGCGUUUGGCGUGCGCCACCUCAAGUGUGCGGCGGGCGUGAUGGUGACGGCCUCGCACAACCCGAAGGAGGACAACGGCUACAAGGUCUACUGGGCCAACAGCGCGCAGAUCACCGCCCCGCACGACGCGCAGAUCGCGCGGGCGAUCGAGGCCAACUUCAGCAUCUGGGACCGAAUGCCCGACGACAAGGCCAUCGAUGAGCACCCCCUGUGUCUCGACCCCACCACCGACGUGUGCGCGGCCUACCUCGCCGCCGCCCGGCACUGGAGCUUCCGCACUCCGCAGCAGAACGCCGCCGCGCAGCUCCGCGUGGUCUACACCGCCAUGCACGGCGUCGGCGGGCAGAGCGUGGAGCGCAUCUUCGACGCGUUCGGCCUGCCGCCGGUCAUCGCCGUGCGCGAGCAGCACGACCCCGACCCCGACUUCACCACGGUCGAGUUCCCCAACCCGGAGGAGGCCAACGGGUGCAGCCUGCGGCUGGCCAUGUCCACGGCCGACCGCGAGGGCGCGCCGCUCAUUCUGGCCAACGACCCCGACGCCGACCGGCUGGCCGUGGCCGAGCGGCAGCGGGACUCGGGCGAGUGGCGCAUCCUCGACGGCAACGAGAUCGCGCUGCUGCUGGCCGACUGGCUGUGGCGCAACUACACCGAGCGCCACCCGGAGGUGGACCGCGCCAAGAUCGUGAUGCUCAACAGCACGGUCUCGUCGAAGGCCCUGGCGGCGAUGGCGGCGAAGGAGGGCUUCCACUACCGCGAGACGCUGACCGGGUUCAAGUGGCUGGGCAACCUGGCCGACGAGCUCGUCCGCGCGGGCUACACGUUCCUCUUCGCCUACGAGGUCGAGAUCGGCUUCAUGAUCGGCGACAUGAGCCUCGACACCGACGGCGUGCGCGCCGCGCCCGUGUUCGUCGAGAUGGCCAACCACCUCUACGAGCGCGGCCUCACCCUCUCCGACCACCUCGACAAUCUCUACCACAAGUAUGGCUAUUACAAGAUGGCGGUGGGGUACUACUUCUGCCACGACCCGAGGCUGAUGGACCAGAUCUUCAACGAGAUCCGCAACGACGGCCUCUACAUCAGCACCUGCGGCGACCACAAGGUCCAGUACGUGCGCGACCUCACCACCGGGUUCGACAACAGCCAGCCCCACAACCGGGCCGUGCUCCCGGUGUCGAGCGCGGCCCACAUGAUCACCUUCACCUUCGAGAACGAGUGCGUAGCCACCUUCCGGGGCAGCGGCACCGAGCCCAAGCUCAAGUACUACAUCGAGGUGGCCAACGCCUCCAAUGAGCAGCUCGCCACCGACCUCCUCGAUAGCAUGAAGCAGGAGAUCAUCGAUCGAUUCCUGCAGCCCAGCCAAAACGGGCUCCGCCCGCCCGCCGCGGCCGAGGACGCGCACAACAGCCCCCACAACAGCGGCAACAGCCCCGAGCAGAUGGCCCCGGCCCGCAUCGCGCGCGACGUGAUCCACAAGGAGAUCCAGGCGCUGCAGAACCUGGAGGCCACCCUGGGCCGCGACUUUGAGAAGGUGGUGGAGAUCAUCGAGAGCCGCGGCUCCGGGCGCGUCAUCUUCACCGGCGUCGGCAAGUCAGGCAUCAUCGCACAGAAGAUCAGCGCGUCGUUCUCGUCGCUGGGCAUCUCGUCGUUCUUCGUGCACGCCACUGAGGCGGCCCACGGCGAUCUGGGUGUCAUCACCGCCGAGGACGUCAUCAUCGCCAUCUCCAACUCGGGCAACACGCCCGAGCUCAUCUUCAUCAUCCCCUCUCUGCGGGUGCUGGCGGGAAAGAUCAUCGGCAUCACGAGCAACAAGGACAGCCUGCUGGCGCGGUACUCGGACGCGUCGAUCAUCACGGGCAAGAUCAUGGAGGCCGACCAGCACAAGAUCGCGCCCACGGCGAGCACCAUCGUGUGCCUGGCCAUCGGCGACGCGCUGGCCGUCACCCUCUCGGCCCGCAUGAAGUUCACUCUGCCCGAGUUCGGCCUCCGGCACCCGGGCGGGGUGCUGGGCGAGAAGGUGCUGGGCAAGGUAUUCCAGGAAUUCGCGAUGAAGGGCCAGGGCCGCUUCCUGCGCUUCUGGAAGCGCAUGACCAACGAGGAGCGCGACAAGCUGCGGCGCGACUUUGAGCGCAUCGACCUGGCCGAGCUGAGCCGGAUCUACCUCCAGUGCCGAUCGAAGGCCGAGAAGGGCGCGAUCGACCCGCACUCGCUCGAGCCGCUGCCAUCACACACGUGGGUGAAGCUGCACGAGAGCGACCCGGCGGCGGUGGCGGCCUGGCGAGACGCCGGCCUGCGCGCCCUCCGCGAGGGCAAGAUCGGGGUGGUGCUCAUGGCCGGCGGGCAGGCCACGCGGCUCGGCAUGACCAUGCCCAAGGGCUUCCUCGACCUCAACCUGCCCUCGCACAAGUCCCUCUACCAGCUCCACGCCGAGAAGCUGCUGCGGCUGCAGGACGAGGUCCGGCAGACGUUCGGCGGCGGCGGCGGCGACGAGGAGGUGCAGCAGCAGCAGCAGCAGAUCCAGAUCCCGUUCUACGUGAUGACGAGCCCCGAGGCGCUGCAGCAGACGCACCAGUUCUUCAUCAAGCACCAGUUCUUCGGGCUGUGCCCCAAGCAGGUCUUCUUCUUCAAGCAGCGGUCGCUCCCGUGCGUGGCGCCCUCGGGCGAGAUCAUCAUGGACACCAAGUGCUCCGUCGUCUUCUCGCCCGACGGCCACGGCGGCCUCUUCGUCGCGCUCAAGGACGCUAAGGCAUACGAGGACAUGAAGCGACGAGGGGUGGAGUACGUCUUCGCGUUCGGCGUCGACAACCCGCUCUGCGAGGUGGCCGAUCCGGCCUACAUGGGCUACUGCAUCCAGCGCAACGUCAAGAUGGGCUACAAGGUCGUCGACCGGCGAGAUCCGCAGGAGACGGCGGGCGUGGUGUGCGUGCGGGACGGGGUGAUCAACUGCGUGGAGUACUCGGAGCUGCCCGAGUCGGUGGCUGAGCUGCGGGACGAGCAGUCGGGUGAGCUGGUCUACAACGCGGCCAACAUGCUCAACCUGUUCUUCACCCUGCGGUUCAUGCGCAAGAUCGCCGACAACCCGUCGCUCAUGGAGUACCACCUGGCCAAGAAGCGGAUCCCGUUCGUCAACGACAACGGCGUGCGGACCGAGCCGCUCGUGCCCAACGGGUGGAAGUUCGAGAAGUACCUGGUCGACUGCACGCCCUACGCCAACAACUCGGUGGCCGUCAUGUUCGUGAAGCGGGAGGAAGAGUUCGCUCCCAUCAAGAACGGCUGGAACAGCGAGGUCGAUUCGCCCCGAUCGGCGCGACGCCUGUUGGCCGCCCACUACCGACGACGCAUCGAGCGCGCCGGCGGCAAGCUCGCGGCCGACGACCCGGACAAGAUGGUCGAGGUCUCGCCGCUCGUCACCGACCGCAAGCUCGCGCAGCUCCUCCAGGACAAGCACCUCGUCACCGGCCCCGCCGUCCUCCAAUAG
Acanthamoeba castellanii str. Neff is the source of this 3909-nucleotide messenger RNA. Its product is annotated as phosphoglucomutase, putative. The transcript has 7 exons. The record is from RefSeq and is a predicted model, not a curated record. Gene Ontology annotation, molecular function: magnesium ion binding; uridylyltransferase activity; phosphopentomutase activity. Gene Ontology annotation, biological process: purine ribonucleoside salvage; carbohydrate metabolic process. Bases 1 to 3909 code for a protein of 1302 amino acids. Lineage: Eukaryota; Discosea; Longamoebia; Acanthamoebidae.